Messenger RNA from Parasteatoda tepidariorum (common house spider), 8499 nucleotides. Lineage: Eukaryota; Metazoa; Arthropoda; Arachnida; Araneae; Theridiidae. The record is from RefSeq and is a predicted model, not a curated record.
ACUCAAUUGUUCCCCGGCAAGGGGUUAAGUCUUACCAAAAGGAUGCAAAAGAAAAAAAAAUUAUUACUGAACAUCUAGUUACUUUGAUGAAGCAGUAGAUGAAUUUAUGAAAGAGUAAGUAUUAUUAAAUAAUAAAAAAAAACCAAUGCUUGACAAUCCCAAUGAAUGAUUUUAAUGCUGGAGUUGGCAAGCGAAAAACUUGUGAAGAUAAGUUGUAAAUGUUGGCCUUGGACCAAGAGAUAAGAAAGGAAACAGAUUAGUUCAAUUCACUGAAUUUAAACAACUUUACAUCACUCAUUCAUUUUUCAAGAUAAAGCAACAUAGAAGGUGAACCAGGACAUGUGAUUUGGACUACAUUCUGAUCUUCACUCAUUCAUUUUUCAAGACAAAGCUACAUAGAGGGUGAACCAGGACAUGUGAAAUGAAUUGCAUUCUGACCAUCCGUCAUUCAUUUUUCAAGAUAAAGCUACACGGAGGGUGAACCAGGACACGUGAAAUGGACUGCAUUCUGACCAAUUGAAUAUUUGCUUACUCUUACUGCAGUAUUCUCAACGGUUUCAACAUAGGGAGUGACCACAGACCAUAGACGGAUUUAGAAAUUUGGGGCGAGUACACACGCUUGACAUUCAGUUGCCUGAAAACUCGAUUGCCGGAUAACUUAUUUACCUGACUAGUACGCUUUCCCGACAGGUUGCUAUUAAAACCAUAAAAAAAGCCAGAAUUGAAAAUGAAGAAGAUAUGCUACGAAUUCGUCGUGAGAUUCAAAUCAUGGCUGUUAUACGCCAUCCACAUAUUAUUCACAUUAACGAAGUGUUUGAAACUAGACAGAAAAUUGUGCUUGUUAUGCAAUAUGCAAGUGGCGGUGAGUUAUAUGAUUAUCUCAGAUGUCAUGAAAAAUUACCUGAAGAAGAAACCCGAAGAGUAUUCCGACAAAUUGUAUCAGCCAUAUAUUAUUGUCAUAAAAAUCGAAUAUGCCAUAGAGAUAUAAAACUAGAAAAUAUACUUCUAGAUGAAGAAGGAAAUGUCCAAAUAGCUGAUUUUGGACUUUCGAAUAUCUUUGAUGAGCGAAGGAGGAUGAGUACAUUUUGUGGGAGUCCUCUGUAUGCUUCUCCAGAAAUUGUAAAAGGCACUCCAUAUAAAGGACCUGAAGUAGAUUGUUGGAGCUUGGGAGUAUUAUUGUAUACUUUAAUAUAUGGAACGAUGCCAUUUGAUGGUCGAAAUUUCAAAGAACUUGUAGCACAAAUUUCUGAAGGGAAAUACGAAGAACCAGUAGAUAGAUCAAGAGCAAGUAGUUUGAUUCGAUCACUAUUGACACCAGAUAUAUCUAAACGAGCUUCUAUUGCUGAUGUGUGCAAAGACACUUGGGUAAAUGAUGGUCAUACGGAUUCUCUUCUCAAGUUAGCGGAACAAAUGGCAUCACAAAAUCAUUUAAAAGAAGCAUCGAAAAUAUAUUUGGAAAAGAUUUCAAAAAAUGGCUUUCCUUUAAAGACCCUUCCUGAAAAUCGUAACGGAAAAACAAAUCUUACUUCAGUAUUAAAAAAUUCUACCAAUAUUUCAAUGGACCAAAAAGUGUGUGAUAAAACUAAUUUAUAUGAACAAAUAUUAAGCUAUGAUGUUCGUUUUGUAAUAAACAAACUCUUGACUGCGGUUGAAUCUUCCCUAUUAGAAAAAGAAACAGAAAAAAAGAAGCUAACACCAAAAGUUUGGUUGAGAAAUGGUGAAAUCGGAACGAAAAUUGAUUCAGCUUAUGUGAUUCCUAUUUUCGAAGUGACUAGUGUUGUUCCUAAAUUGCCUUCUAGAAUCAACAAUUUUUACCAAAACAAAUUAAGCGCAAAGCAAAAUUUUGACAACUGUAAUUCAAUCGAUCCUCUACAAAAAGAAAACACAUCCAUUCACAAAUCUUCUGAAAAGAACCAUGUGAAUGAAUUACACCAAGAAAAUAUUUUGCCUCGUGUCCCAACACCAAAGAAAAAAGUUGAAACUAUUAAAAAAAUUAACCCUUUCUUCCAAACAAAAAAUCACGCUUUAACAAUAGCUCGCAUUUUUUCUAUGAAUUUUGAUAAACUGCAUUCGAGUACCCGUAAGCUUCGAGAAAGACGUCAAGAAAGAUCUCCAGGAAAAGUUGUGAUUCCAACAACUUUUGAUCCAUCCUAUAUAGAAAAUACAGUUUGUGAGCAAAAACAAAUUUUUAUUUUUCCAACAAUUAGUGUUUCCGAAAAUAAAGAAAAAAUUGAAAAGAAAAUUGACAAAAUUAAAAAGGCAGCUUUAAAUAUGAAUUUGAUUGUGCGCUCUAAUUCAAAAAAUAGAUUAAGAAUUCAGAAAUAUUUAAAAUCUCAAGCAAAGAAAAUACAAGAUUUGGUUUUUGACGAACAAAGAAUUAUUAACAGCAAAGGACGGAUAAGACGCAGUGAAACAGUAUCCGAUACUUGUUUUGAGAAACGACUCAUAAAUUCAUUGAACAACUGUCAGAAAAUCAAUUUUUUAUCAUCAGUUAAGACAUCCAAUCAUGAAAGACAUCAAAGUAAGGAAAAAUAUUUUCUUCUUGAGCCAGACAGUCUCGAAAUAUUUAGUAUAUCAAGGUCACGUUCGGAAGAAAUUAGAUUUCUUGAUUCAUUUAAUGAAGCCUCAACUUAUGAAAAUGAAAUAAAAUUGCUAAAAAGUUAUCAAAUACCUAAUAUAAACAAUUUACACAAAAUAUCACACGAUAUACUAAAUGAAAAAGAUAAUCAAGAAAAUAUGGAACAGAAUUCACAAGAUAAUGCUGAAAUAGCUAAACAAACCAAAAGAGUUAUGGAUAAACUAAUUAAUAUCGAACAAAAUUCGCAACGGAGUGCAGAAAUAUUAGAACUAACUAAAAGAUUUAUGAAUAAACUAAGCAAUAUGGAAAAUUCACAAGAGAAUGCGGAAAUAUCAGAGCUAACCAAAAGAGUUAUCGAUGAACUAAGUAUUAUGGAAGAAAAUUCACGAGAAAAUGCAAAAAUAUUAGAAAAAACCAAAAUAGUUAUGAAUAAGCUAAGUAAUAUGGAACAAAAUACACAGGAGAGUGCAGAAAUAUUGAAACUAACUAAAGAAUUUAUGAAUAAACUAAGUAAUAUGGAACAAAAUUUAGAAGAGAGUGCAGAGAUAUCAGAAUUAACCAAAAGAGUUAUAGAGAAACUAAGCAAUAUAGAACAGAAUUCACAAGUGAGGGUAGAAAUAUUAGAAAUAACCAAAACAAUAAUGGACAAAGUAAGUAAAAUAGAACAAAAUUCACAGGAGAGCGCAAAAAUAUCAGAAUUAACCAAAAGAGCUAUGGAUAAACUAAGCAAUAUGGAACAAAUUCCACAGGAGAGCGCAGAAGUAUUAGAGCUAACCAAAAACGUUAUCGAUAAACUAAGUAAUAUGGAACAAAAUUCACAAGAUAAUGUAGAAAUAUCAGAACUAACCAAAAGAGUUAUGGAUAAACUGAAUAAUAUGGAACAAAAUUCACAAGGUAGUGAAGAAAUCUUUGAACUAACCAAAAGAAUUGUGGAUCAAUUAAAUAAUAUCGAACAAAAUUCACAAUAUAGUGCAGAAAUAUCUGAAUUAACCAAAAUAGUUAUGGAUAAACUUAGUAGUAAAGAUUCCAAACAGCUUUGUCAUAAGGAGACUUCGGAAAUCGAUGAAAGUCAAAAUCCAAUUCAAGAAGAAUUCCAUAUAUCUUGUUCAGAUUUAAACGAAUUACAUUUAAAAAUAACUCAAAAUUGGAUGGAUUUACAUGAUAAACCUGUUACUCAAAAUGACAAAAAGCUGAAACGCUUAGCAUCGGAAUCCUCUUUAACGAUUUUAAAACCUGACUUAAGAAAUAAAACACCUGAAACUAAAGUUGGGAAUCAUUGCUGCUCAGAAAUUCAAAAUAAAAAGAAGAUUAAGAGGAGAAAUACAUUGGGCUCCAUAACAGAAGAUUCUAUUUCAUUAAAGGACAGAAUUAAGAAAGAUGAUUUUCAGAACUGCUUAUGGAUGAUGUAUGUGAAUAAGAAAAUUUUAAAUGUGCGAGAGAAAAAUGAGUUCCUAAGUUCUCCAAAUAUAUAUAAUUUGUCACAAUAUAAAGGUUGUCUGAAUAAUAAAAGCAAAAGUGUCGACGAAAUUAAUGAAGCAUUUUAUGAAGCUAUUCUUAGUAAUACACCAGCUUACGAAUUAAAAGAAGCAAAAUCUGCAUUUUUAAGAAAGUUAUUACAGAAAGGCUCUCACAAUCGUAAAAGAGAAAUAUCAAAAAGUAAAACUUUAGAUAGACGAGAUCCUAUUUUGAAAAAAAAAUCUUCCAAUGGAUCUUUUCUUCAGCUUAUGGCUUUAAAGAAAAUUCAAGAAGCUGAGAAAGAACUCUAUAAAGUGGAUAGAAAUGAUUACCAAGAAGAAAAUUCAGGUUCUCUUUUAGAAGCUUUAAAAACACACGGUUAUAAAAAUGUCAUUUCACAAAGAUUUCAAACAGAUAAUGAUGAUUUAUUUAGUUUUAGACAUCCAAUGAAUUCAUUCACAAAAAGAACAUUGUUAAAAGACAUUCCAAAAACUUAUUUUAGUAACUUCAAUACUUCACUAUUUAACAGUCCAUUAGAUUACGGAGAAUACGACGAAUUAAUAGAGCCUGCAUCAUUCCAUAUGGAUUCUAGUCCUAAACAAUUUGUACAAGAUUGGUUAACUACCGAUCUUAGCGAAAAAUACUUUGAUACACGAAAGCUAGAACGAAAUGUACCAAUUAUUUCCGAAGAAGAAACUCAAAUGAAUAACUGUAAUGACAGACGAUUUUUAUCGGAAGGAGAAUCUUCGGACUCAUUCAAUUUGUCAAAUAUAAAUUGCAUGCGUACAAACGACUUUAAUGCAGUUUCGGAGAAUGUUUCAAAUCAUAUAAAUGGUUCAGGUGCAGAUCAAAACUAUUAUUUUCGAACUUCAUCCUCUAUAAAUGGCACACGCACGAACGACUUUAAUACAGCAUCAGAAAAUAUUUCAAACCAUAUAAAUGGUUUAGGUGCAGACCAAAACUAUUAUUAUCGACCUUCUUCCACCUUAAAUGGCAUACGUACGAACGACUUUAAUACAGUAUCAGAAGACACUUCAAACCAUAUGAAUGGUUCAAGUGCAGACCAAAACUAUUAUUUUCGAACUUCAUCCACUUCCGAUGAUGAAAAGGAGGAAUCUGUACAGGACAGAAUUUGGAGAAAAAGUUUUUAUUCUAGAUUUAAUAAUUCAGCUUUAUCUCGGAAAGAAAGAUCUCGAUAUUUAGAUGUUGGUGCACAACCAGAAAGAUCUAGUUUGUACAAUGGUUCCUUCUUAACGACUUUACCUAGAGAAAGAUCAGGGUCUUUUCAAACCAUAAAGAACUCCUCCUUAAAACGAGCUGCCACACUUAGACCACAACGUUCUAGAGAAGAUAGUACAGAUUCCGAAAACUCUUUCAAUGUAAGAUCGUUUAAACACACUCCAAUUGAGCCGUAGUUUGAUGUUGCAAUAUAAACCAGUAAAAUGCAUGGUAGCCAUAUUUCAAAUAGAGGUGUUUAAGGCUUAAUAAUGACUGAACCAAACUCGACCAAAUGCAGUAGACACUUAACAUUUUGGAAUUUUUAUCCCAAUAAUAUUCAUGAUAGCAUUUUACACUUAAAUUUUAUAAAAAUUUCAAUCAAGUUUCUCCUUAGAAACAGUAAUGUGCUGUACGUAGAUUUUUCCACUGAAGCGAGAUUAUUUGAAGUUUGUCUUACUUCACUGAAAAAAUUCAAUGUUUACAAGCGUAAAACAUACUAGCGCCUCAUUUAAGAAGCAAUAACUAUAAAUAAUUUCACCUCUACGUAAAAAUCUGCAUAUAACACUCUACAGCAAAGGGGAAACGAAAUUGAUGAAGUGUUUUAUAAAAUGUAAGUGUAAAAUGUAAUUAUAAGAGCAAAUGCAAUGCCAAUAUUGAAAUGUAUGUAAAAUGUUACUUGCUAUGUCUGUUUUAUCCCAAAAAUAGACUUACAGUGUAAUUUUAUCUCCUGCUAAUAAAGAAUUAAAUUAUUUUUUAUUUUAAAAUUCGAAUUCUCGCAAUAUAUAAAAUAGUAUUUACUGAUGAAUUUAGUUCAACUGUUUUCUCGCUAUCAAGCUUUUAUGCACCAAUACUUUAAUUUUUGCCGUCUUAUAUACAACAUAGUUGAACUCUAUUUCCUCAUAUUUUUGAGUUUUUACAAAGAAUUCUCAUUAAUUAAAAAUACUAGCUUAUCAAAUUGUAGUCACAAGGAAAUAUUUUUCACAAUUUUUAAGAAUGAUAUAUUCUAAUAUUUUCUAUAAACCAAUAAACUUGUUGACAUAAGAUUCAAAUAUUUAGAAUUAUCCUAAAAUAUCGUGCUUUUAAAUGAUAAAUAAAGGGUUCUACCUUAAUGUCUCCUCUAAGGCUAAUAUCUCCUCCUACCUUGUAAAUUCUUGUCCUCCUUUUUUUCUAUCAAUGCAAAAAAUAAUCCCCAAUCUUUUUUUCCUUCUAUACCUAGGAGCAAUAACCGAUCAGACAUAGGGCACCAUUUAAUAUUUCUUUUUUCAUAGCAAACAUGUAAUUGGAAUUGAUACUUUUACUUAGCAUUUUAUUGAUAACUGAAUUAUUUUAUCACCGUCGCUUUGUGGUGCGCAGGCACACUAAAACAAAUCGGCGGCGGACACCAUGGUGCCUGCAGCUAUAGGGUUAGGGACCACUAAUCUAGAAUUUUAGAUCUGGAACACUCGAUAGCUUCCAAUGAGGUUUUUAAUUUUAACAUGCAAAUUUAAGGCUCUAAGUAAAAAAAAUUAAUAUUAAAACCAUUGACUUAAUUGAAGCCCUUUUUACACGCACUUAAACUGAGUUUAAUUUCUUUCGAUUUUAACUUCAGAAAUAAUAUUAAAUAUGCCAUUCUUAUUUGUUCGUGGAUGUCGUAUUUUAAAAAACAUUGCCUUUAUUUAACUGUGAAAAAAGAAAUUUCAUAUCAAAUUUUUAUUGUCAAUCAACUUCAUCUUAAUAUUUGUAAUUCUUCAGAAACAGUUUAUAAAUACUGGGGAUACGAUUUAAAAAAUCAAUUGUAGAAAAAAAGAAAAUAAAUGUACGGUUUGCUGAGUUUAAUUCAAGGAGGCAAUUUAUUCUCAUCAAGAAACAAAAUUAAUCACAAAGUUUAUUGGUUGAUAAAAAAAAAUAAUAAAAUGAAAAAAAUAAAUUAAUUAAAACUAUGUCUUUUGCUGCAUAUCAAACCAUUAUUACUGAUAAUCAUAUUAGCAAGAGCAUCUAUUUAGAGCCAAAUUUGUCUUCAGAUUGAACUGCGUUGUUGCAGAAAAUGUUAAUUAUUUUGAAGACCAGCAGCUCCAGCUGUUGACUAACUUAGUAACUAAUUGUGAAACUUGGUGAAAAAAAAACCCAGAUUUCUUGAGAACGCAGCAAACGAUGAUUCAAACAAAUUUCUUUUUAUCAAAUAUAUAAAAUUAUUUUUAUUUCUAUUUAUUAAAAACUCAAGGUGCCCAACGAAUUUAAAUUUCUCAUUGUCAUGAAAUUGCCAAGUGCUGUUUAUAGAGAAUAUAAACGGAAAGAUUUCUGUUACUGAUUGAUGAUCAUUAUUUUUUACUGUGGAAAUUUUUAUGUUGAAAUGGAUUAUUAUUCAAAUCUGAAGGUUUAGGGAUAAUAAAAGAGAAAAUUUAGUUUUUUUUAGAACUCAACUAUUGUAAAUGUUGAUUACUUUCAAUUCAGGCGAUUGAAAAUUGAUAAGAUUAUGCUAUUACUAAAUCAUGUAUUUAAAAUUGCACUUUGUUUAAAAACUGUAUUAUUCAUAAGUUGGAAUUCAGAAUUAUGAAUUUAAGAGUAGGAAGAUAUCAAUAUUAUAUCAUAUUUAAAUACUUUAAACUUUAAUUUGACUCGUUUUAAAAAAAAUAGUUGGAAUGAGAAAAAAAAGAGUUUCAAAUAGUUUUUUUUCUCAGGUUUCUUAAAAAAAUCCUAAAAACUAGAAUAAGAUGAGUUUUUUCAAAAAAAUCCUACAUUUUUUCAAAUGUAAGAGAUUUUAGAAUUAAAAUGUAUAUACAGGAUAUUCCAUAAUCACUUAUCACCACCCUUAGUAUAUGUUUAAAAUCCUUGCCAAAAAUCAAGCAAAAAGAGUAUACAACAUAGGGAUCCCAAAUUAAUAAAGCAAGGAAAAAAUGCUAACGAAAUCAUUUAACUGGAAAAAGCGGAUUGAUGAUAAUUCAAACCUGUUUGAUUGCCUGAUGAAACAUGCAAGUCUUUCAAAUCUCUUUUUUUCCCUCGGAAAUCAAACAAGUUUUGAUAUUUUUAAAGUUUUGUCUUCUUAAGAUGUGAGUCGAUAGUGUUUUUUUUUCCUUGCUUAACUAUUGAUUUGCAACUCCUAACCCUAAUUUUGACUCUGUUUUUGAAUAGGACUCUAAAGCUAUUAAGAGUGAUUCUUACGAAAUACCUUGAGUACAUGACUAAAUGUAUACCUUGUGUAAAAAUGUUGUAGUUAAAAUCAGAAAUGUUGUGUGUAAUAAAGUGCUUAUCAUUUUUUUUAAUGAACUCAA